CGGGGUCACGCCCCCGGCCCAGCCCACUGCCCCUCUGGUGGUCGGUCCGUGGCGGGGUCUGUGCGGCUCCUCAGACACUCUGGUCGAGCCCGAACGCCCCUUGGCUUCCCCCACCCAAGUCCUCUCAGCCAGCACCGCCCCCUCAGCACCCAGCCCCCACCCUGGCUUGUCGCCCCUGGGUGACUUUGGGCCAUUGGCUCCUGGGGCUCCUCGGCCCAGCCUCAGACCUCGCCUCCAGCCUCCCGAAGCCGGACCUCCUUGGGGUCUAUGGGCUCAGUCUCCAAGGACUCGGGUCCCUACCCUGCGCCCCACCUCCCCCUACGCAGCGCGUGGGUAGGGCAGAGUGGGAUGCACUGAGGCCAAAUCCCCCUGGGGACUGGCAUUACCUCCAGCUCGGGCUUUGAUCUCCCGGCCCAGUCCCCUAAGUCCUCACCCCCUUUCUGCUUCCGCCUGCAAGGGGACUGGGGACUGGGGGACCCCCUUCCUCAGCUCGGACACUGACAGUGAGAUGUGUCCCGUUCCCCGGGAGCUGGAAGUGUGGGCAGUGUUUCUGGGUGACCGCGGGAAAACAGGUUUUGUUUUCCCCCAAGUUUCGACUCUCCAGAGACUUACUUUGGGGGUGUGCGAGUUCUCAGGCUCCCAUUCAAUUUCCCUGACCCUGGGAGCAGAGUGCCCCACACUCAGGCUCUCUGGAGUGACAGCUGUGUGACCGUCUGUGGAACAGACCUUGGGAGACUAAACUUUAUAGCCUGAACCCUCCCCAGGGGAGUUUUUGAAGCUGGGUGAGGGCACUGCCACAGAGGAGCAGGCAGCAGUUUGGUGAGGCCGCCCUGGGGCUUGGGUCGGAACCUGUCGUGACGUCAUAAUGGGCCCUUGGCUGGAAUAAUGCCUGGGUUCUACUCUUUCUCCUCGGUGUCCAGGGUUCCUCGGGGUGCCCUCGAAGUUCUGCGAGGUUCUGAUAUGGAAGAAAGGACCCAAUGUCUUGUUUCCAAACCACACAAAGCGCAAUUCCUGACCACAUAAUGUUUAACCUUCUACCUCUACCUCUGGUUUUGCUCCCAGCAGCUGCUGAUUCUUGGCAGAACCCCAGAAGUGAGAGUUGGAAGCUGAUUUUAAAUUCCAUCAUUCCCUUUUAUUGAAGCCAUGCUGUCAGUUCUUCAAACGUUAACUGAUCAUUCCAGCCCCUUGAAGGGUUGUCAGUGGCAUGAAGUCAGUGGUGGACAUGAGAGUUCUUGUGAACACUGUGAAGUAGGAUGUGACCGCAGGGGCUUAGGGCAUUCCAGAGAAUCAACUGCUUUUCCUUUCCACAGUUAAGAGAGUAUCAGCGGAAGAACAGGCCUGGUGGUCCUGCAGGAGGAAAAAAGAAGAAAAACUUUAAAAACGGCAGUAGCCCUGAGACAACCACUUCUCGGGGUUGUCACUCAACUGAGGAUGUGCCCAAAGACCGCACUGCUCCUGCACCACCCUCUGCUGAUGCCACCGUGUUACUUGGCGGUGUAGUGUCCCCUGGCGCUAGUCUAACUAGCAUGGCACCAACUCAGGUUUGCCUCCGUCCUUGUGCCUGCUACCCCUGUAUGCUUGCACCAUCUCCCUUCCCAGAGGACUGUGCCUGCUGUGCCUUCUCUUCUCCUUUCUUCCCGCAGAUUCGUUCCCAAUGCGAGGCACCCUUCCCAGAGGACUGUGCCUGCUGUGCCUUCUCUUCUCCUUUCUUCCGGCAGCUUGGUUCCCAAUAUCCAUGAUGCUGACCAUGGCCCUGUCCUCAUAGAUGAGACCAAGUGAGUGUCUUCCUGUGCGGGCAGCAGUCCCUAAGCCAUGGGAGUGAGGGCAGGCCACGGCCCAAGGACCUCUUUUGCAUCAAGCCCCUGCACCCCUGACCUCUGUGUGCCUGUCCCUAGGACAUUGUCCUCUACGGAGAGCCUGCGUCAACCUGCUCAGCAGCUCCAUGGUCUUGUCUCCGAGUCAACAUCCUACAUCGGUGGAGAGGGCCUCACAUCUUCCUACAUGAAGGAUCUGGAGCUCUGCAUGCUGAGGGAGGAGAAGGAGUGCAACCUGAGUCAGGUGCAGGAGCUGGAGACCACCUUGGCCGAGCUCAAGAGCCAGAUGGCUGAGCCUCCCACCCCAGAGUCCCCAGCUUCCCCCGCGGGGCCAUCGGAGGUGGAACAGCAGCUGCAGGCGCAGGCUGAGCAGCUGCAGAAGGAGCUGGAGAGCCUGGCGGGACAGCUGCAGGCCCAGGUGCAGGACAACGCAGGCCUGAGUCGCCUGAACCAGCAGCAGGAACAGCGGCUGCUGCAGCUGGAGCGGGAGGCGGAGCUGUGGGGCAGCCAGGCUGAGGAGCACAAGCAGAGCGACCGCGUGACCAUCAGCCGUGCACUCCUGCAGAACCGGGAGCUCAAGGAGCAGCUGGCUGAACUGCAGGAUGGCUUCGUGAGACUGAGCAAUGACAACAUGCGGCUCACCCUCUCGCUGCAGGCAGAGCUGCACAUCAAGAAUGAGCUGGCCAGGAAACUCGGCCAGCUGCAGGAGAAGCUGGGGGAGCUGAAGGAAACGAUGGAGCUGAAGAGCCAGGAGGCUCAGGGUCUGCACCAACAGCGCGGCCAGUGCCUGUUCCACCUGCAGCAGCACGUGGCCGCCUACACACAGCUGCACUCUGAGAAGAAGGCGCUACACAAGCAGAACCCUACUGUGCAGCAGCUCAGGAAGCAGCCACAGGAGAUGCAGAGCCCCCAGGAGCGCCCAGGCCUGGGCACCAACCAUUGCAUCCCCUUCUUCUACCGGGCUGACGAGCAUGAUGACAUUAUCGUCUAACACCAGAUGCCGUCAGCCCAGAGAGCCCCAACCCCAUCCUUGCCACUCCACCCCUGCUAGCCACCCUAUCCCCUGCCGUUCCUUCCCAGUUCCCUUCCCUCCUUAGCCAGAACCCCUGAUGGGGAGAGAAAGGCCUCUUUAGGCUGCCUCUCUGGAGGACCCCGGGGGCUCCUGGGGCCUCCUCAUUUCCAGCUCCAUCCUCAGAGGCUGUGACCAACACAGGCAGCAUUUGUGUGGCCCCCAGAACAGCCGAGACCAGGGGGUGCUCAUCCACUUGGGCAAGUCAGCCAGUCAGUUUCAUCGCCCCUCUUGGGGCUAACUGUCAGCCUGGCCAGCAUAAUCUGGCCGGGAACAUCACAUGGGGGCAUCAGCAGGCACAGACAUGAGGGCAUCAGGAGAGGAGGGCAUCUGAGUGAGUGUCAUUGCUGGGUGGGGGCACCCGGGAAAGGGCAUCACUGGGCAGGGGUCACUUCUGGGGCAGGGGCAUCAUCAUGGGCAAGGGUCACUUCCAGGCCAGGGGCAUCAUGGGUAAGGGUAUAUGGGCGAGGAGGGCACAAUAGGAUGAGGGUCCUCUGGGCGAGGGCAGUCCCUUAUUAAGGGAGGCUCCCGGUCCUGAAUCGCAGGGUGGCCUGGGCAAGCUGAGGCUAAUGGGAGGCCGGGUGCUUACCACACGUGGCGCUCAUGGUAGGCCAUGCAUGGUCCAGCUCUUCACUCCAUGCCUGUGCCCCCAGGCAGCCCAGCUG
Messenger RNA from Oryctolagus cuniculus (rabbit), 3548 nucleotides. Lineage: Eukaryota; Metazoa; Chordata; Mammalia; Lagomorpha; Leporidae. The record is from RefSeq and is a predicted model, not a curated record.